AUGGGAUUUGGAGGCAGUCGGCUGUGCUUGUGUCUCUUGCUUGCCUUUGCUUUAAUCUCCUCUGCCCGGAACAACAUUCCAUUUUCAGAUGAUGAGGUGGUAGUGGCCAUGGAGGGUAGAUCUUUGAUGGUGAGGAUAGACGACUACAGUGACCCAACUGCUAAUCGUGGGCAUGAUCCCUCCUCCUCCUCCCCCUCCUUCUCUAGAGCCAAGGCUGGGGGCCGCGGUGGCCGAAAAGGCUAG
Messenger RNA from Prunus dulcis (almond), 243 nucleotides. Its product is annotated as protein PSY3-like. Bases 1 to 243 code for a protein of 80 amino acids. The record is from RefSeq and is a predicted model, not a curated record. The transcript is spliced from 2 exons. NCBI's taxonomy places the organism in Eukaryota, Viridiplantae, Streptophyta, Magnoliopsida, Rosales, Rosaceae.